AUGGACACGGACAGCUUCGUUUCCUUCGAUCAUGUUUCGCCGGAGGAUUCCCACGAGGUUCAUGUCUUGGCCGUUGAUGACAGCCUCGUCGAUCGAAAGGUCAUUGAACGCUUGCUUAAAAUCUCAGCUUGUAAAGUUACUGCUGUGGAUAGUGGAAUCAGAGCACUGCAGUUUCUGGGGCUGGACGAGCAGAGAAGGACCUCUGAAUCUGAUGGUUUUGUCCCGGAUUUGAAGGUGGAUCUAAUUAUCACUGACUACUGCAUGCCCGAAAUGACCGGUUACGAGUUGCUCAAGAAAAUCAAGGAAUCGACCAUGUUCAGAGAAAUUCCAGUAGUGAUCAUGUCUUCCGAAAACAUUUUGCCGCGCAUAGACAGAUGUUUGGAAGAAGGUGCAGAGGAUUUCAUAGUAAAGCCAGUGAAAUUAUCUGAUGUAAAACGGUUAAAGGGUUACAUGACACCCAAAGAGGUUAUUAAGAUGAGAAGCCAAGAAGACAGAAGAAGUGAUGGCUAUGUUAACGGUGGUGAUGGUGGUGUUCUGGAGAUAAACAACAAAAGAAAGCUGGAAGAGCAAGACACCUCUGACGUGUCAUUAUCACCACCGUCAACUUCUACCCUUUCAUCAUCACCGUCCGUUUCCUCACCAUCACCGUCAUCUUCUCCUACUUCUUCAGCCAGCGUGCUUGCCUCUCCAAUCAGACGGCUUAAAAUGACCAGCACCGAUUGACUCUCUGUUAUGUCAUCCACAGCAGCAUUUCUCUUUUUGCUCUUAAGAAUAUUUACUACUAUUAUUAUUGUUUUUCUCCUUCGGGGUUCGAAUUGCAAUUUCCCGUUGCGUGUAACGGUUUUUUGUUGCAUUGCCCCGCUCUUAUCUUUUGCUAAUUUAUUUUGUUUGUUUGCUAAAGUUAAUGAAGCAUAUUAUUAUUAUGUGGCAAAAAAAA
Messenger RNA from Glycine soja, 937 nucleotides. Its product is annotated as two-component response regulator ARR5-like. Gene Ontology annotation, biological process: cytokinin-activated signaling pathway; phosphorelay signal transduction system. Lineage: Eukaryota; Viridiplantae; Streptophyta; Magnoliopsida; Fabales; Fabaceae. The transcript is spliced from 5 exons. The record is from RefSeq and is a predicted model, not a curated record. Bases 1 to 723 code for a protein of 240 amino acids.